Messenger RNA from Pecten maximus, 1490 nucleotides. RefSeq names its product glutaredoxin-related protein 5, mitochondrial-like. The record is from RefSeq and is a predicted model, not a curated record. Bases 37 to 492 code for a protein of 151 amino acids. Lineage: Eukaryota; Metazoa; Mollusca; Bivalvia; Pectinida; Pectinidae. The transcript is spliced from 2 exons.
GAAAUGCGCUAGGGCACUUUCAUUGAAAGGAUAAUCAUGAGUGCCCUUCUGAAACGUUUAGUGCUUCCUACCAGAAGUUUGACGUAUUCAAGAUUGCUUGCUGCUCAUUAUGCUUCGAAAUUUGGCACAAAGGAGUUUAUUGAGACCGUUGUGAAAGACAAACCUGUUGUCGUUUUCAUGAAAGGCACUCCUGCGAUUCCUCGGUGCGGCUUCAGCAAUGCUGUUGUGCAGAUCCUGCAAGCUCACGGAGUACAUAACUUCGACGCACAUAAUGUCCUUGCAGAUGAGGAUAUGAGACAAGGCGUCAAAGACUAUACAGAUUGGCCAACAAUACCACAAGUUUUCUUUGGAGGAGAAUUUAUCGGUGGUUGCGACAUUUUGCUUGAAAUGCACAAAAGUGGAGAACUGAUAGAAGAACUUAAAAAAGUGGGAAUCGAAUCAAGACUGGAAUAUAUGGAGACUGAAGAUGACGAUACCAAAAAAGAUUCAUGAUUCUAUCAUUUUUUUCUUAGAAGUUAUUUGUUGAUAUGUGAUACAAAUAAUGAGGACUUCAAUAUUUGACAAUGCUGCAGCAGAUAGAAAUAGAAUAUUCCUAAUCUUGAAAUUUGAAAUAAUUUAUGUUUUAUCUGGAUCUCACUUCAAAUAUAAUAUAACAGACCUCUACUUGAAUUGGAUUUUGAAAAGUGCAUGAUAUUGCUAAAAUAUUUGUUAAAUUAAAAAAGAAAAUGAAAUAUACCAUUAUUAACUAUCUUAAUUCUUAUAUGUAGUCAUCACAUAUACAUUUACACAGAAUUACUUAACGUAGCUAAUAAUUGUAUAUACAGGUUCACAAAGUUCAACUAUUUGUAUUGAAUUUCACUGUCUUUAAUACAGUAUAACAUGCAUUUAUCAAAAAACCUGUAAUAUGUACAUGUGUGUACAGUAAGGUGUAUGUAUAAGAUGAUGAUCAAACUGACAAUUAAAUUUUACUAUGCUUUAAGUGUAUCUACCCGUAGGUGUUUAUAAUGUAUGGAAUGACAGUCAGUGAUUCAGCCAACUUUGUUUAGUAUCUGAUCAUAUAUGUGUGAGAAUCUAUGUCAUCCCAUAGUUUAUGUUACCUAAGUGUACAUAUGUGAUUACAACCAAAUAAAGCAUAUAUACCUGAAACAAAAAUCAAAAUGAAACACAAACUAAAGUUUUGUUCAAAUUUAUAUUGUAUUCUAGCUCAAGAAAAUGUCUCAAAAUAUUUAGCAUAAAAUUUUAAUGUUUCUUUCAAGAAAAUCAACAAUCUUCAGACUUACAUGUAUUUUAUACUGCAAAAUACAAAUACAGGGUACACAAAUGUUCAUGUAAUAAGAAUUUUCAGUCUGUAAUUUCUUAUCAUAUAUAGUAUAUUGGUAACAAAAUAAUCAUUGUGUGUAAAAAGACUUUUCCUUGGAUCCACUGUUGUUUUAUUUGCAUAUUAAUUAUAAAUGCUCUGUUUAUGCAUUAAAAAAAUUUGUAUUUCUUGA